AAAUGCUACGUACUGGUAUGUACACAGUCACACAUAGUUCCAAUAAAUGUUAUUAUUACCGUAUCAUAUAAAUAAUAUAUAAUACAGGAGGUACUUCAAUGACAGCAAUCUUCGUGAAGGAAGAUGGUGGCGUAGACAAGGUCACAGCACUCGUAUCAGAUAAUCAAAAAUGUACACAAACCAUAAAUUGCCUGAGUAGAUAAGAUGUGUUAGCGUAUUUUCUUUAACUAACAGGAAGUGCCUCAAAACAAAGAACGACAUGGUAAUGUUAAAACUUUUUUUCAUUUUUCUGGCAAUAUGUAUCGCAGAACCAGCGAAAAUAUUGGGAAUUUUUCCUACGCCAGCAGUAAGCCAUUUUACACUAGGUUUUCGCCUCAUGAAGGAGUUAGCCGACAGAGGUCAUGAAGUCACCAUGGUCAGUCCGUUCCCUCAGAAAACACCCAUUGCAAAUUACACAGAUGUGGCCGUUGAAAGUAUGACUGAAGCUUUAGAUGAAUACAAAAAGGAUUUCUUCAACAGGGAAACAAUGUGUUUUACGAGAAAAAUUAAAUUUAUUCACAACAUGGGGUACAGUCUGACGGAGAAACUACUAUCUCACGAUAACUUUCAGAAAUUGUUAAAAUCUCAAGCCAAAUUCGACGUUGUCAUUGUCGAAUAUUUCUUGGCUGAAGCGAUUUUGGGUGUUGGAAAAGUUUUCGAUGCCCCAGUUGUCCUAUUUUCAUCAUUACCUUCCUAUAGUUCCUCUAACAAUAUAUUUGCCAAUCCGGCACCCUCUUCAUAUGUACCACACAUUCUCACACAAUAUACCGGCUACAUGGAUCUUGGUGAAAGGUUUGUCAACCUCGCCUAUAACACUUUUGAUGCUUUUUACAAGUACUAUUACAUGUUUCCUCUCCAUGACAAGCUGUUGAAAACAUACAUCUCUAAGGAUUUAGAUCUGGAAGAUGUAAUGCACAAUGCAAGUUUAAUUCUCCUAAACUCUCACCCAAGCAUCAGUGAACCGGUGCCUCAUGUCCCAAACAUGAUUGAAAUCGGUGGUUUUCAUGUUAAACCUCCAAAUGAAUUACGUUUAGACCUACAAAUGUUCAUGGAUGAGGCAGUUGAGGGUGUAGUGAUAUUCUCGAUGGGAUCAAACCUGAAGAGUUCUGACUUCAGUGAACAAAAACUUCAAGCAGUUUUGAAAUCUUUCGGUAAAAUUAAACAGAGGGUCUUGUGGAAGUUUGAAGAAGACAGUUUGCCAGGACUACCAAGUAAUGUUAAAUUGAUGAAGUGGCUGCCACAACAAGAUCUGUUAGCCCACCCCAAUACAAAACUGUUCAUAUCCCACGGAGGUAUGCUCAGCACCAUCGAAACGGUGCACUAUGGGGUCCCUGUUAUAGGUAUACCAAUCUAUGGUGACCAAAAAAUGAAUGUUGCUAAGGCAGAAAGAAACGGUUAUGCAAUUUCCGUGCCUUUCCAAAACUUAUCCGAAGAAAAAUUGUCUGGGGCUUUACAUGAAAUUUUAAACAACCCAAAAUAUGCAGAUAAUGCCAAAACCCGUUCUAAAAUAUUGAAGGAUCAGCUCGUAAGUCCCAUGGAUACAGCAGUAUUUUGGAUAGAAUAUGCCAUGAGGCAUAAAGGAUCCCACCAUCUUCAGUCAGCGGGAAUACACUUGUCUUGGUAUAAAAGGAAUAUGAUCGACAUUAUUAUUAUUUUAACAGUUGUGGAUAUAUUGUUGUUCUUAAUAUUUUAUUACAUAAUCAAACACAUCAUACACCAAAUUUCUAGAAUUAAGCGUAGACCCAGUAAGAAAUACAAAAAGUUGGAGAAAGAUUAAUAUGGAAAUUUUGUAAUUAUAUUUUAAUGGUAAAUUGUAUAUAAUAAUGAUUUAGUUGUAUAUAAUAAAUUAAUUUUAUUGAAA
Molecule: messenger RNA, 1900 nt
Organism: Anoplophora glabripennis (Asian longhorned beetle)
Lineage: Eukaryota; Metazoa; Arthropoda; Insecta; Coleoptera; Cerambycidae
Product: UDP-glucuronosyltransferase 2B10
Exons: 6
Coding region: 260-1816 (518 amino acids)
Molecular function (GO): UDP-glycosyltransferase activity
Source: RefSeq, a predicted model, not a curated record